This is a messenger RNA of Fusarium pseudograminearum CS3096, 3165 nucleotides long. RefSeq lists its product as uncharacterized. Gene Ontology annotation, biological process: clathrin coat assembly; actin filament organization; endocytosis. Lineage: Eukaryota; Fungi; Ascomycota; Sordariomycetes; Hypocreales; Nectriaceae. The transcript is spliced from 5 exons. Gene Ontology annotation, cellular component: actin cortical patch; clathrin-coated vesicle. The coding region runs from base 1 to 3165 and encodes 1054 amino acids. The record is from RefSeq and is a predicted model, not a curated record. Gene Ontology annotation, molecular function: phosphatidylinositol-3,4-bisphosphate binding; clathrin-cargo adaptor activity; actin filament binding.
AUGUCUGCUGCUGUGCGUGGGACUGAGCAUACCAAGUCCGAUCAAGAGCUCGCCAUCAACAUUAAGAAAGCUACCAACGCCGAAGAGAUCUCCCCGAAACGUAAGCAUGUUCGCGCAUGCAUUGUAUAUACAUGGGACCACAGGUCCUCUGCCGCCUUCUGGGCUGGCAUCAAGGUUCAACCGAUCCUCGCCGACGAAGUCCAGACAUUCAAGGCCCUCAUUACGAUCCACAAGGUGCUCCAAGAAGGCCACCCUAGCGCCCUGAAGGAAGCGAUGGCGAACCGCGCCUGGAUUGAUAGCUUGAACCGCGGCAUGGGCGGAGGUGGUGAAGGUAUGCGCGGAUACGCGCCCCUGAUCCGCGAAUACGUUUACUACCUCCUUGCGAAGCUCUCAUUCCACCACCAGCACCCUGAGUUCAACGGAACAUUCGAAUAUGAGGAGUACCUGAGCCUCAAAGCUAUCAACGACCCCAACGAAGGCUACGAGACCAUCAGCGACCUUAUGGUGCUGCAAGACAAGAUCGAGCAGUUCCAAAAGCUGAUCUUCUCUCACUUCCGGAACGUGGGAAACAACGAGUGCCGAAUCGCGGCUCUCGUACCCCUUGUGCAGGAGAGUUACGGAAUUUACAAGUUCAUCACAAGCAUGCUGCGCGCAAUGCACUCGACUACCGGUGACGACGAAGCUCUUGAACCCCUCCGUGAGCGUUACAACGCACAGCAUUAUCGCUUGGUUAAGUUCUACUACGAGUGUUCAAACCUGCGAUACCUUACCAGUCUCAUCACCAUACCCAAGCUUCCACAAGACCCUCCAAACCUCUUGGCCGAGGAUGAUGACGCCCCCGCCCUCCCCGCGCGACCGAAGCAAGAGAUUGAGCGCAAGCCAUCUCCUCUGCCGGAGCCCAAGAAUGACGCUCCCGAUGAGAUGAAUGAGUUUUGGAAGAGCGAGUUGGAUCGUCAGAACCGAGAGUACGAAGAGCAGCAGCGCAUUCUUGAGCAGCAGCAACAACAAGCUCUCUUGGCGCAACAGCAGGCGCAGAUGCAAGCGCAGCGUGAGUUCGAACAGCAGCAACAACAGCUCAUGGAGCAGCAACAGCGAGAGCAGGAGGCGCUUAUGGCGCAGCAAGCUCAAUGGCAAACCCAGGGGCGCCUUGCGGAGCUGGAGCGUGAAAACCUCAACGCGCGGGCUCAGUAUGAGCGUGACCAGUUGAUGCUGCAGCAAUACGACCAGCGAGUCAAGGCCCUGGAGGGUGAGCUGUCACACAUCCAAAACAGUCUUGGCCAGCAAAUGAACAGCAAGGAUGACCAGAUCCGAGCUCUCCAGGAGCAGGUCAACACAUGGAGGACGAAAUACGAGGCUUUGGCGAAGCUUUACUCUCAACUGCGACAUGAGCAUCUCGAUCUUUUACAGAAAUUCAAGGCGGUUCAGCUCAAGGCGGCCAGCGCACAGGAGGCCAUCGACCGACGAGAGAAGCUCGAGCGUGAGAUCAAGACGAAGAACCUUGAGUUGGCCGACAUGAUCCGUGAGCGUGACCGCGCUCUUCACGACAAGGAUCGCGCGAGUGGCAGCAGCAAGGACGAGGUUGAGAAGCUUAGGCGUGAGCUUCGUCUCGCGCAAGAAAGGGCCGACAACCUCGAACGCAGCAAGGGUAACGAGCUGUCGACGAUGCUUUCCAAGUACAACCGCGAGAUGGCGGAUCUCGAGGAGGCGCUGCGAAACAAGUCGCGCCAGCUCGAGGACGCUCAGAUGAACGUCCGAGAUGGUAGCUCUGAUCUCGAGCAGCUUCUCAGAGACAAGGAGGAGGAGCUUGAGGUGUACAAGGCCGGCAUGGACCAGACACUCAUUGAGCUCAACGAGCUCAAGAUGAACCAGGGCGAUACUGAUAAUGCUCUUGACGGACAGAUUGAUGCGCUUAUCAUGUCAAACCUCGACAAGAUCAACGACAUCAUCGACUCGGUUCUUCAGGCUGGCGUUGCGCGCGUGGACGAUGCUUUGUACGAGUUGGACUCCAACAUGCAAGCUGGUAACCAAAAUGCAUCUCCCUCUUACGUACUGUCACAGAUCGAGAAGGCAUCAGCCAGUGCUAUGGAGUUUGCUACGUCCUUUAACAAUUUCAUUGCGGAUGGUCCCAACGCGACACACUCGGACCUUAUCAAAGCUAUCAACGUUUUCUCUGGCGCAAUUGCCGACGUGUGCAGCAACACCAAGGGUCUCUCCCGUUUGGCUACGGAUGACAAGAAGACCGACUCGCUCAUGAACGGAACCCGACAGCCUGCCAUAUCAGCGGUCCAGUUCCUCCGAGGCCUCCAGAGCUUCCGACUCGAAGGCAUGGAUCCCCUGCAGAAGACCGACGUGGUCAUCAACAACAAUAAUGAUGUUCAGAUGAACCUGCAGAAACUCAACAAGCUGGUUGAGACGUUCGCCCCAGGCUUUGGUCAGCUGGCCAAUAAGAAGGGAGACUUGGGCGAUCUGGUCGACUCAGAACUCAGCAAGGCUGCGGAUGCCAUCGCGGCGGCAGCUGCACGGCUUGCCAAGCUCAGGAACAAGCCCCGUGAUGGUUACUCAACCUAUGAGCUCAAGGUGAACGAUUCAAUCCUGGAUGCGGCGACGGCGAUCACCAACGCCAUUACGCAACUGAUCCAGGCGGCCACUGUGACACAGCAGGAGAUCGUCCAGGCGGGACGUGGAUCGACGUCCAGGACAGCGUUCUACAAGAAGAACAACCGAUGGACGGAGGGUCUCAUUUCUGCUGCCAAGGCUGUGGCGUCGUCGACCAACACUCUGAUUGAGACAGCAGACGGUGUAAUCUCUGGCCGCAACAGCCCAGAACAGCUCAUCGUGGCCUCGAACGAUGUGGCGGCCUCGACCGCCCAGCUCGUGGCUGCAAGCAGAGUCAAGGCCGGGUUCAUGUCAAAGAGCCAAGAAAAGCUCGAGCAGGCUAGCAAGGCCGUGGGUUCCGCUUGCCGAGCACUGGUGCGCCAGGUCCAGAGCCUGAUCAAGGAGCGCAGCCAGGAGGACGACCAGGUAGACUACACCAAGCUUGGGGCGCACGAGUUCAAGGUGCGGGAGAUGGAACAGCAAGUCGAGAUCCUCCAAUUGGAGAAUGCCUUGGCAUCGGCUCGUCAUCGUUUGGGCGAGAUGCGGAAGAUCUCAUACCAGGAAGAGUAA